Messenger RNA from Penicillium antarcticum, 1686 nucleotides. Its product is annotated as sugar porter family MFS transporter. The annotation marks the transcript as partial. The transcript has 6 exons. Gene Ontology annotation, biological process: carbohydrate transport; transmembrane transport. Gene Ontology annotation, cellular component: membrane. The record is from RefSeq and is a predicted model, not a curated record. Gene Ontology annotation, molecular function: carbohydrate:proton symporter activity. Lineage: Eukaryota; Fungi; Ascomycota; Eurotiomycetes; Eurotiales; Aspergillaceae.
AAAAAUUUCACAUUGCGAGACUUGACUCAAUUGCCCAUCAUGGAUGUCAUCGCUAAAAAGUCCAUGUGGCAGUCCAUCUUUGAGAACCCCAAAGUCCUCUUCAUUGCUUUUUUCGCAUCAUUCGGUGGUUUCGAAUAUGGCUACCAACAAGGUGUCUUGGGUCAAUCCCUAGUGAUGACCCGAUUCACAGAGAAUUUCCCAACAGUUGUCGCCUCAUCGACAGCAACAGGAUGGCUCACCUCUGUCCUUCAACUAGGCGGUAUUGUCGGCUCAUUGUCAGCCGGUAUCCUGGGCGAGAUCUACUCGCGCAAGUACACCAUGUUCUUCGCCUGUUGCUGGGUCAUCCUAGGCAGCUACCUGUACAUCGGCGCAACAGCCGGCAACCCAUCGCUGCUUUACGCUGGCCGAUUCUUCACCGGUUUGGGUGUUGGCUUGUUCAGCGGUGUCGGUCCUCUCUACAAUGCCGAACUGGCAGCUCCUGAGAUGCGCGGUCUGCUUGUCUCUUUCUACCAAUUCGCGACCAUCCUCGGAAUCAUGAUUUCCUUCUGGGUCGGAUAUGGAAGCAACAAUAUCGGCGGAACAGGCGCGACUCAGUCUGACCUUGCUUGGCGCUUGCCAUCUAUCAUUCAGGGUAUCCCUGCUGUCGCAUUGGCCUGUGGUAUCUGGUUCAUGCCAUUCUCGCCUCGCUGGCUUGUGAAGAAGGGUCGUGACCAGGAGGCUCAGCAGACUCUCGCGUGGAUGCGCAAGGUUCCGGUCGAACAUGAGCUUGUCCAGGUUGAGUACCUUGAGAUCAAGGCCGAGGCUGUCUUUGAGGAGCGCGCUUUUGCAAAGGCUUCGCCUAAGCUUGCGGAUAGUGAGAAGAAGAGUGUUCUUAUGAAUCAGAUUGCACAGUAUGCCAAUUGUUUCCGCACUAUGGAUAACUUCAAGCGGGUUUGCACUGCUUGGUUGGUCAUGUUCUUCCAGCAGUGGAGUGGUAUUGAUGCCAUCAUCUACUAUGCCUCAAAUGUGUUUGUUAGUCUCGGUUUGACUGGGGGUACUAUCGCUCUGUUGGCCACUGGUGUGACCGGUGUCGUUUUCAUCAUCAGCACAAUUCCUGGAAUGUUGGUUAUCGACAAAAUCGGUCGCAAGCCCAUGCUCCUCGGUGGAUCCAUUGUCAUGUUCUGUAGCAUGGUGAUUGUUGGUGUCAUCGUGGCCAAAUUCCAGCACGACUGGCCCGGCCAUGUCGCCGCCGGUUGGACAGCAGUUGCUCUGAUCUGGCUAUACAUCGCCGGCUUCGGCGCAACCUGGGGCCCGGUCUCGUGGACCCUCGUCUCAGAAAUCUUCCCUCUUUCAAUUCGCGCCAAGGGAGCCUCAAUCGGCGCAUCCAGCAACUGGAUCAACAACUUUGCCAUCGCCUUCUUCGUACCACCCAUGCUCCAAUCCUGGGAAUGGGGUACAUACAUCUUCUUCGCAGGUUUCCUCCUGGUCGGCAUCGUCUGGGUCUGGUUCUUCCUGCCCGAAACCAAGGGUGCAUCCCUUGAAGAAAUGGAUCGCGUUUUCAAGAGCAACGCCGGCGAGGCAGAUGCGGAACUCCUCCGCGAGGCCCAGCGCGAUGUCGGUCUGACCGAUUUCCUUGCGCGCAUGGGAUCGGCUACUGGUCGUGAUCUGGAGAAGAUGGAGGGGUCGCAGUAUAUUGAGAAGCUUUAG